Messenger RNA from Onychomys torridus (southern grasshopper mouse), 2604 nucleotides. It is a transcript of the gene Ano7, whose product is annotated as anoctamin 7. Gene Ontology annotation, biological process: calcium activated phospholipid scrambling; chloride transmembrane transport. Gene Ontology annotation, molecular function: chloride channel activity; protein dimerization activity. Gene Ontology annotation, cellular component: plasma membrane. The transcript has 23 exons. The coding region runs from base 1 to 2544 and encodes 847 amino acids. The record is from RefSeq and is a predicted model, not a curated record. Lineage: Eukaryota; Metazoa; Chordata; Mammalia; Rodentia; Cricetidae.
AUGCUGAGGAAACGAGCCUGGGAAGAAGACAGUGCAGUGCUGAUCGACAUGGCCUCCGUCCAAUCAGAGAAUGGGUCCUCUUAUGGAAGCACAGCCCAUGCCUCAGAGGCAGGUAAACAGCAGGUGGCCCCCAGCAGAGUUGGGAGCCCUGCCAAACCCCCGAUUGAUUUUGUUCUUGUUUGGGAAGAAGACCUGAGAAACCAAGAGAGCCCUACCCAGGACAAGACAGACACACAUGAGUUCUGGAGGGAGACCUUUCUGGAAAAACUUCGUCUGACUGGCCUGCAUGUAGAUCAGCAUGACGUCCAGGACAAGGCCACUGCCGUUCACUACAUCCUCCUCAGAGCACCCUGGGCUGUACUCUGCUACUAUGCAGAAGAUCUGCGCCUGAAGCUGCCUCUGCAGGAGUUACCGAACCAGGCCUCCAACUGGUCGGCCACCCUUCUCGAGUGGCUGGGCAUCCCCAAUAUCCUGCUGGAGCAUGUGCCAGACACGCCUCCCGAGUACUACUCCUGCCAGUUCAAAGCAAGCAAGCUACAAUGGUUCCUUGGAAGUGAUAACCAGGACACCUUUUUCACCAGUACCAAGAGGCACCAGAUUCUGUUUGAGAUCCUGGCCAAGACGCAAUAUGGCCAUGAGAAGAAAGGCUUCUUUGGGAUCGAUCAGCUGCUGGCAGAGGGUGUCUUCAGUGCGGCCUUCCCGCUGCAUGACGGCCCACUCUCUGCAGUCCCAGAGAACUCACAGGGCCUGGGGCUCACCCAGCGCCAAGUCUUAUUCCAGCACUGGGCUCGCUGGGGCAAGUGGAACAAGUACCAGCCACUGGACCACGUACGUCAGUACUUCGGGGAGAAGGUGGCUCUCUACUUCGCCUGGCUUGGGUUUUACACAGGCUGGCUCCUGCCUGCAGCAGUGGUGGGCACAGCGGUGUUCCUGGUGGGGUGUUUCCUGGUGUUCUCAGACAUACCAACGCAGGAGCUGUGCCACAGUUCAGAUGGCUUUGAAAUGUGCCCACUCUGCGCUGACUGUGCUUUUUGGCUGCUCUCCAGUGCCUGCACACUGGCCCAGGCUGGGCGGCUCUUCGACCACGGCGGUACUGUUUUCUUCAGUUUCUUCAUGGCACUGUGGGCGGUGCUGCUUCUGGAGUACUGGAAGCGGAAAAAUGCCACACUGGCCUACCGCUGGGAUUGCUCUGACUACGAGGACAUUGAGGAGAGGCCUCGGCCCCAGUUCGCUGCAAAGGCUCCUCUGACAGCCCUGAACCCCAUCACUGGGGAAGAUGAACCCUACUUUCCUGAGAAGAGCCGUGUACACCGCAUGCUGGCUGGCUCUGUGGUCCUCCUGAUGAUGGUGGCUGUGGUGAUUAUGUGCCUUGUGUCUAUCAUUCUGUACCGGGCCAUCAUGGCUGUGCUUGUGUCCAAGUCAGACAAUGCCUUCCUUUCGGCCUGGGCUCCACGAAUUGCCAGCCUCACAGGGUCAGUGGUGAACCUUGUCUUCAUCGUCAUCCUCUCCAAGGUCUACGUGGUCCUGGCCCGGGUCUUAACAAGAUGGGAGAUGCACCGGACACAGACCUCAUUCGAGGAUGCCUUCACCCUCAAGGUGUUCAUCUUUCAGUUUGUCAACUUCUAUGCCUCGCCUGUGUACAUUGCCUUCUUCAAGGGCAGGUUUGUGGGAUACCCAGGCAACUACCACACCUUGUUUGGAGUCCGAAAUGAAGAGUGUGCAGCGGGAGGCUGCCUCAUUGAGCUGGCACAGGAGCUCCUGGUCAUCAUGGUGGGCAAGCAGAUCAUCAACAAUGUGCAGGAGGUCCUUGUCCCAAAGCUGAAGGGCUGCUGGCAGAGGCUGUACUCCAGGAGAGGGAAGGCUGGCAUGGGGGCCCAUCCAGCACCUUGGGAGGCCGACUACGAGUUGCUGCCUUGUGAGGGGCUGUUCCACGAGUACCUUGAAAUGGCGGUGCAGUUUGGAUUCGUCACCAUCUUUGUGGCCGCCUGCCCGCUGGCGCCGCUCUUUGCCCUGCUCAACAACUGGGUGGAGAUCCGCCUGGACGCACGCAAGUUCGUGUGCGAGUACCGGCGCCCGGUGGCCGAGCGCGCCCAGGACGUCGGCAUCUGGUUCCACAUCCUAGCCGGCCUCACACACCUCGCGGUCAUCAGCAACGCCUUCCUGCUGGCCUUCUCCUCCGACUUCCUGCCGCGUGCCUACUACCGCUGGACUCGCGCCCCGGACCUGCGAGGCUUCCUCAACUUCACGCUGGCGCGCGCGCCGCCAGCCUUUGCGGCUGCGCACAACCGCACUUGCAGGUACCGGGCGUUCAGGAAUGAUGAUGGACACUAUUCUCAGACUUACUGGACUCUCCUGGCCAUCCGCCUGGCCUUUGUCAUCGUGUUUGAGCACGUGGUGUUCUCCAUUGGCCGUCUUCUGGAUCUCCUGGUUCCUGACAUCCCAGAGUCUGUGGAGAUCAAGGUGAAGCGGGAGUACUACUUAGCUAAGCAGGCCCUGGCAGAGAACGAGACAGGCUCUCCUUGGAGCAACAGGAGCGACGAAUGACCAGCUUCCAAGUUCAGAGUCUGGGCCUUCCAGCCUAGGGUCUUAGGACUAGUAACCUCC